AUGGCAAACGAACCUAAGCUGCGAUGGUGGGUGUUGUUGAUUAUUCCAUUGGUGAUCUCAAACUUGCAAACUUGGGCUUAUGGAGAACCUCAAGCGCCUUGUUACUUUGUUUUCGGAGACUCACUUUUUGAUAAUGGAAACAACAACCCUCUUCUGACGGUGGCAAAAUCCAAUUACCCCCCUUAUGGGAUUGACUUUCGCAAAGGGCCUACUGGAAGGUUUAGCAAUGGCAACAAUACAGCAGAUGUCAUUGGUCUGCUUCUUCCUCUUUUAUCUCCUUUUGCUUAA
Dovyalis caffra is the source of this 288-nucleotide messenger RNA. The record is from the annotation of a GenBank genome assembly. Lineage: Eukaryota; Viridiplantae; Streptophyta; Magnoliopsida; Malpighiales; Salicaceae.